GCUACUCAAUAUCUAAGUUCAAGUAGACAACAUGCUAUAUACUUACAACAUUUUUUUACCAACAAAUACUUAUAUAUAUAUGUGUUACUAAUUAGUCAUCUCUAAGUGUAGACCAAAAUGGGAACUAUCACUAUAGUAUUCAGUAUGAGUGUACUUGUUGUUGUAUUGGGCUUGGUUGGAUCCGACCCGGAUCCGCUCCAAGACUAUUGUGUGGCUGAUACCAAAAAAGCAACAAGAGAAAAUUUCUAUUGCAAUGGAGUGCCAUGUAUCAAUCCAGAACAUGUAGACACUUCCCAUUUUGCAACAUCAGCUUUGUCCAAGCCUGGUAAAAUUGGCAAAGUUUUUGGUUUCAAUGUGACACUUGCUACAAUUUUCAAUUUGCCAGGUAUGAACACUCAAGGACUCACAAUGGCAAGAAUAGACAUUGGUGCAAAUAGCCUCGUGUCCCCUCAUUCCCACCCUCGAGCCUCAGAAGUGGCUAUUUUGCUAAAGGGUUCACUUUUAGUAGGAUUUGUCGACACCUCAAAUCACUUGUUUACCCAAAAUUUGAGACCUGGAGAUUGUUUUGUUUUCCCUAAAGGUUUGAUCCAUUUUCUUUACAAUACGGACUCUAAGGUGCAAGCAUUGGCCGUGUCUGGGCUGAGCAGCCAGAACCCCGGUCUCCAAAUGGCUUCCCCGGUCGCGUUAGCGACAGGGCCGACUAUGCCAGAUGAAAUAUCUGAGAAGUUUUUUCAGACCUACUAUCAAGAUGUUACAAGAAUCAGGACGAGCCUUGAUGGAUGAUUAUGUUUUAUUGAUAUGGUUGUUGUUGAGUAUAUAUGAUUACUUUUUUCCCAUGAAUUUUAUUUAUUCCUAUAGUAAAAGUUUGCUUAGGGUUGUUUAAUUAAUGGGGAAAACCAAAAAAAUGACUUGCCAACUGUCCCAUGUGUGUUGUACUAAUUUUGUUAAACAAAUUAGCCAGCCUUUGUCAAAUGGUUCCUGAUGACUAAUUGAUGAAGUAUGUUUAAUAUUUUAAAAAUAUAUUUUGUGGUUCAAAUCAAGGCCAAAGCUAAGGGCGUAAGGGUUACAUCC
Molecule: messenger RNA, 1071 nt
Organism: Lycium barbarum (goji berry)
Lineage: Eukaryota; Viridiplantae; Streptophyta; Magnoliopsida; Solanales; Solanaceae
Product: germin-like protein subfamily 1 member 1
Exons: 2
Coding region: 118-783 (221 amino acids)
Cellular component (GO): cell wall
Molecular function (GO): manganese ion binding
Source: RefSeq, a predicted model, not a curated record